CGUCUGAGCAUCCUUCACGGGGGAUCCAUCGGAAAGUAGAAAGAAGCUUUGCUUUUCCUUCCUUCUUUAAAAAAAAUUACUGAGAAAACUUUUUAAUUAACGAAUACUCAGCGACCCAAUUAUGAGUAAAAAUCAGAGUUGAGAGUGAUAAUCCGGACCAACAUAUUCACAACUUGCUCCUUUUUCUAAGAUUGUGAUCGAGUCCGGGAUUUUUUCUCAGGGAGAGACAGAUACUGAGGGAAACUGAGGGGCUGGGGGUGUAUAACGACGUCGUGGAAUGGCAGGGACGAGGAUGAGCGACGGAAGUGGCAGCAGUGGCCGCAGUAGCAGAGGGGAAAGCGUCGUGUUCGACUGUGGUAGGCACAAAAGCUCUUGCGGAUAUUGCCGAUCCCCCGGUUGCAGCAGCAUCUCUCACGGUUUAUGGGCGGAUAGCCUUACAGUUGAUGAUUACCAAGAUCUUCUUGACCGGGGUUGGAGAAGAUCUGGCUCUUACCUGUACCAACCGGAGAUGGAAAGGACAUGCUGCCCUUCUUAUACUAUUCGGCUGAGGGCAGCUGAUUUUAUUCCUUCUAAGGAGCAACUUCGAGUGUCUAGACGAAUGCAAAGGUUUUUAGAUGGCACUUUGAAUAUUAAGAAACCAGUCGAGCUCAUGGAGGAUCCAAAUACUUCCAAGGAUACAUGCAGCUGUGCUGGUAAUGAAGUUUCAAGCUUGUCCACAAAGGAAUCCUUGUCUAGUAACAAUGGAAAGAAGAACGAAGCCGAACAAAUUUUAAAUUAUUUGUCAGACCAAAUUGACAAUGCAGUAUUCAUAUGCAAGGAAAGUUGGAAAUUUCUCUGCGAUAUUCAGUUACCAAAAGCUUUUGUCAAAAAGGUUUCAGAAGCCAAAAGGAAGCUACUAGUUGAAGGAUCAGAAGAUCUCUUGUACUCCAGCAAUAUUGCAUUUCAAAUAGCGGCUGCGAUAAGGCAGGCACAAUCAUGUGAUAACAACAAGUUAAGACUAUCAGGACAUUCUGCAGAAGAAAAUGAGCUGUCUCCAAAACUUAUUGCGGAAAAAUUGGCAAGGUCUUUAAGUCAGCUGGCAGAAACUUCUCGUCUGUUAAUCAGGGCUUGCAAUGGACACAUAAAUUUUUAUUCUGCUAGCAAGCACUUGUUAUCAGAUAGAAGUGUUCAAGUUCAUACAGUUUCAAAUAAAUCUGCAGAAGGUUGUGCAAGUAAAAAGUGCUGUUUGGAGAAGAGCUCUGAACAACCUCUGGGGAAGAAGCAGAGGCUUGAGAUCCGUAUGAAAAGGUCCAGUUUUGAGCCAGAAGAAUUUGCUUUAUAUAAAAAAUAUCAGAUGAAAGUGCAUAAUGAUACCCCAGAUCAUGUCACUGAAAGCUCAUACCAAAGCUUUUUGGUCGACACUCCAUUAGUAUUUGUGCCACCAACUGGCGAUGGCACCGUUCCUCAUUGUGGCUUUGGUUCUUUCCAUCAGCAAUAUUUGAUUGAUGGCAGGCUAGUUGCAGUUGGUGUAAUCGAUAUCCUUCCUAGAUGUUUGUCAAGUAAAUACUUGUUCUGGGAUCCAGACUUUGCCUUCCUAUCGCCAGGGAAAUACUCAGCCCUGCAAGAAAUAGAUUGGAUAAGAGAGAAUAAAGUCCAUUGCCCUAGUCUUCGGUAUUACUAUCUUGGUUAUUAUAUUCAUUCGUGCGACAAGAUGAGAUAUAAAGCCGCAUAUCAUCCAUCUGAGCUUCUAUGUCCUCUUCGUUACCGGUGGAUUCCUUAUGAUAUUGCAAGGCCUUUGCUUGAUAGAAAGCUAUAUGUAGUCUUAUCAGAUUUUGCCAUUUUACAAAACGGAGAGUCCUCGCCAUCUCGCAUUUCUGAAAAUGUCACGGAAGUGCAACAUGAUGACAUUUGCCAAGACUCAAAUGAUCUUUGUAUGGAAGAGGAUGAAGAAAUGAUUGAUCCUGACUGUGAAAGCUCUGAUGAUGAAUCAGGCCCAGAAAGCAGUGAUAAGGUUUUUAUCGAAAUAGACGAUGGUGGCAUCAGUAAUAUAUUAAUUGGGUUGGAGAGAUCUCGUUUGAGAUACAAGGAUCUACCAGAAAGCAUUGAGAGGAGGAGAGACUUGGAAUCCCGGUUGCAUAGGUACAUGAGGGUCGUGGGUGCAGAGCUCUCCGAGCGAAUGGUUUAUUCACUUGGAUGACUCGAUUCUUUCCUAAAGGCGAUCAAAAAGAGAGAGAAUAUGUUCAGCUCAAGAAAACCGUCAUUCUUAGAGUGAAACUGAAUCUGAGAAGAGAGAGAUUGAGUUUGAAGGAACCACCAAUGGAGUUGAACGUACCUGAGAAGAUAGAUAGAGAUAUUGAGGUGUACAUUACGAGUGGAGUGGGGGAUAUUUGUCGGAGAUGGGGAAAGGAGAGCGAGGUGCAUUUAAGUUGGUCUAUAAUCCCUGGCCUAUUCUUUUUCUGCUUGGUUUGAAGAAAUACCAGUUUGUAUAACAAUAACAAAAAUAACCCGAUUCUGUUCAAAAUUUUCCAUUCAAGCAAACGAUUUUCCUACUAAAA
Messenger RNA from Alnus glutinosa, 2534 nucleotides. Its product is annotated as arginyl-tRNA--protein transferase 2-like. Gene Ontology annotation, cellular component: cytoplasm. The transcript has 6 exons. Lineage: Eukaryota; Viridiplantae; Streptophyta; Magnoliopsida; Fagales; Betulaceae. Gene Ontology annotation, molecular function: arginyl-tRNA--protein transferase activity. The coding region runs from base 278 to 2176 and encodes 632 amino acids. The record is from RefSeq and is a predicted model, not a curated record. Gene Ontology annotation, biological process: protein arginylation.